Solenopsis invicta (red fire ant) is the source of this 1411-nucleotide messenger RNA. Its product is annotated as protein ALP1-like. The transcript is spliced from 2 exons. The coding region runs from base 8 to 943 and encodes 311 amino acids. NCBI's taxonomy places the organism in Eukaryota, Metazoa, Arthropoda, Insecta, Hymenoptera, Formicidae. The record is from RefSeq and is a predicted model, not a curated record.
UGACUCUAUGACAUCGAUACAUUAUCAAUAUCUAGUAGGAUUGACAACAGCAAGCGCAAUUAUAUCGGAAACUUGUGCUGUCAUAUGGAAAAAACUUUGUCCUUUGGUUCUCCCAUCGACUAUAAACACUGAAGAAUGGCUACGUAUUGCUAAAACCUUCAGCGAUACUUGGAAUUUUCCUCAUUGUAUCGGAGCCAUAGAUGGAAAGCAUAUAGUUAUUCAAUGUCCCAAUAAUUGUGGAUCUAUGUACUAUAACUACAAAAAUAGCCAUAGUCUAGUAUUAUUAGCUGUUUGCGAUGCCAACUAUGUAUUCCGGUAUGUGGAUAUAGGUGCUUAUGGGCGAAGAAGUGACGGAGGCAUCUUUAAAGAUUCUAUAAUGGGUACAAAGUUGGAAAAUAAACAAAUGCGUAUUCCAGAAGCAGCACCUAUUUCAGAUGAAAGAGAGACACCCUUACCAUAUUGCAUUGUUGGUGAUGAGGCGUUUCCACUGAAAACGUACUUGCUUCGUCCAUAUCCUGGAAAACAGAAACUUACACCGCAAAAACGUAUUUUCAAUUACCGUUUAAGUCGUGCUAGACGAGUAAUUGAAAAUACUUUUGGUAUCUUGGUCAACAAAUGGCGCAUUUUUCGUAAACCAAUAAUAGCGAAUAUAUCCAAUACAACGCGUAUAAUACAAGCAUCUAUAGUUCUUCAUAAUUGGUUGCGUAAAGAUGAUCUGAGUAAUUGUUCAAAUCUUUCGUAUGUUGAAUCACACUUAGUUGAUAGAGAUUCUGAAAAUAGAUCCGUUGCAUAUACUUGGGAAGAUGAAGGUACGACGGCAUUUUCUGACAUUACUCGUGCCGGUACUAACACAAGCACUCGAACAGCAAUGGAAGUACGAGAAGAAUUUUGUGCCUACUUUAAUAACGAAGGUGCCGUUAGUUGGCAGAAUGAUUAUUUGUAAACUAUAUUAUAUUAAUAAUUAAUAAUUUUUAAAAUUUUCAGUAAUUGUACAAGAAAAUCGUGUACUACAAUUUCAAGACAUGAUAAUAAAUAAUAAUAAUUAAUAAGUUUAUUUUUUUAUUUAUUUAGAAUUAGUGAGCUCAGUAAUUCGAGACAAUUAAUACAACUUAUAUAAUAGAGAUAAAAAGUUUUUAAGAAAACUAAAAUAACAUUCAACUAAAAUAACAUUCUUCAACAAAUCUAUUAAGUAACAUACAAUGUGACUAACAAAUAAAAAUAAGACUGAGCAUUCUGUUUCUUUUUGGUUUUGUUUAUAUAAUACUUUAUAUAAUAUUUUUAAGUUUUAAUAUUUUAUGUAAUUUUAUAAAUUGUUUUAUAAUUUAAUAAUGAUAAAAUAUUUGUUACGUUUUAUAAAGUUAAUAUUAAUUUGUAUCUUUCUUUUUUUCCUUGUGAAUAUAUAUAUGGAUAU